AUGGCAACAAAAAUAAAAGACACGAGUGUGGUGGGGAAGGAGAAGAAGGUUGCAUCUUCAAAUUCUUCUACCACAAGCGCAAAAAAGACCACAACAAAGUCAUCCUCAACAAACAAGGUUAUUUCAAAUUCCACGUCGGAUAAACAAAUCCCUAAUUAUUUAAAGCCAACAAUAAGUUCAAAACGCCUUGACUCUCACUCUUCUUUCAAGUUUCCUAAGAAUGAUCCUCCCCCCAAACCCAUCCUAAACAGAAGAAGAUCUCUUGAACCAUCAUCAUCUUCACGAGUUCAUAAACAAGCACUUUCACCUUCUCCUUCAAGGCAACACAAAGCUCUUGUGUCCCCUGGUCCACGAGAAAGAAAUAUUCCACAUAGAGCUUCAAGUCUUCCAAAUAAAACUACUUUAAAUCCUUCAAAACCUACUUCGGAUGCACUUACAAAGAACCCUAUAAAAGGAAAAACACAAUCAUCAAGUGGAAAAACUGUUAAGAAGAGCAAUAAUAAUGCUUCUACUUCCAAUCCUAAACAUGAUGCUUCUACUUACUCAAAUAACAUUUCAAAAAGUAGCAAUACUACUCAACUAGAAGGUAAAGAAUGUACAAGUGAAGUGGUUGAAGAAGCAGAAGAAGUGAAGAAUAAUGAAAAAUUGACACAUCAAGUAGUUGACUCUGAACAUGAAAAUGAACACGGACAUGAGCUUCAUCACCAAGAACAUGAUCGUGCAUACGAGCAAGAUCAUGAAGUGGAGCAUAAAGGACAUGAUCAUGGAGAACAUAAGCAUGAACAUGAUUCUGAAAAGUAUGAUCAUAAACACGAGCAUGAUCCCGAAGAGCGUGAGAAUAAUCACGAACGUGAUGCUAAAGAGAAUGAGCAUAAUCAUGAUCAUGAUGAGGAGUUUAAACAGAAGCUUGAAGAGACAGAUCAAGCUCAUGUUGAAGAUGAUAAUGAGAAGGACGUUCCCAAUGUCUCAGAAGAAGAGAAACAAAAUGAGAAUGACAAUAAAAAUAAAACUGAAUAUGACAUUCAAGAGAGUGAUAAUUCAACAGUUAAAGAAAUUGAGGCUAAAGAAGAGGAAGAAAAAAUAGAAAGUGAAGUUGUAGAAGAAGUUUGUGAGAGUAAGAGCAACAAUGAAGUAGUAGAAGAGAGAAAGGAAGUUGAAGAUUCAAUAGAAGAAGAAAGCGAAGGUAAAGUAGAGAAUGAAGUUCAAGAAGAAAGAGAAGGUAAAGUAGAGAAUGAAGUUCAAGAAGAAAAUGUUGCAAAGAAUGAAGUUAAAGAAGAAACAGAAGAAACAAGUGAUGUUGUGGAAAAGGGCAAAGAAGCUGAAACUUGUGUGUCCAAUGAUUCCAUUGAAGAGAAUGAAAACAAAUUAUUGAAAGGGAAAAGGAAUAGUGUAAGAGCAUUGGCCGGUGCAUUUCAAAAUGUCAUUGACCAUCAAAAAUAA
Messenger RNA from Vigna angularis (adzuki bean), 1440 nucleotides. RefSeq lists its product as uncharacterized. NCBI's taxonomy places the organism in Eukaryota, Viridiplantae, Streptophyta, Magnoliopsida, Fabales, Fabaceae. The record is from RefSeq and is a predicted model, not a curated record. The transcript has a single exon. Bases 1 to 1440 code for a protein of 479 amino acids.